Triplophysa dalaica is the source of this 2197-nucleotide messenger RNA. It is a transcript of the gene rap2b, whose product is annotated as RAP2B, member of RAS oncogene family. Bases 353 to 904 code for a protein of 183 amino acids. Gene Ontology annotation, molecular function: GTPase activity; GDP binding; GTP binding. The record is from RefSeq and is a predicted model, not a curated record. The transcript has a single exon. Gene Ontology annotation, cellular component: plasma membrane. Lineage: Eukaryota; Metazoa; Chordata; Actinopteri; Cypriniformes; Nemacheilidae. Gene Ontology annotation, biological process: negative regulation of cell migration; Rap protein signal transduction.
UGACGUAAAGACGUGACGCGCUUUAGGCUCUGUGGGCAGGAAAACUGCGCGCGUGUGCGAUAGAGACAAGAGAGAGGCGCAUGAAUUGAUCGCUCCCGAAGCACAGACACGGCGCAAGGUACAACACGAUGCGUUUCUAAUGCUGGGGCACGGCCAGAAUCAAGCCCAUUCUCACCCCAGAACACACAUCGUGCUGCAGCGACCUCGCCCUGAGCCAGAGAUCGGGCUGGGUUCGGGCGGCGAGCGGAAGGACGGCGGACUGAAACAGCAGGGCGGCUCAAAGCGGGUGCACGCGCCUUUUAGAGAAAGAGAGAGAGAGAGGGAGUGACUGCUUGCCUGUGCAUUAGCAGCCAUGAGAGAAUACAAAGUGGUCGUGUUGGGAUCCGGCGGCGUGGGAAAAUCGGCGUUGACUGUGCAGUUCGUCACCGGGUCCUUCAUCGAGAAGUACGAUCCGACGAUCGAAGAUUUCUACCGCAAGGAGAUCGAGGUGGACUCGUCGCCCUCGGUGCUGGAGAUCCUGGACACGGCUGGGACCGAGCAGUUCGCCUCCAUGCGCGAUCUGUACAUCAAAAACGGCCAGGGCUUUAUACUCGUUUACAGUCUGGUCAACCAACAGAGCUUCCAGGACAUCAAACCCAUGCGGGAUCAAAUCAUCCGCGUGAAACGGUACGAGCGAGUGCCCAUGAUCUUAGUGGGGAAUAAGGUGGAUCUGGAAGGAGAGAGGGAAGUCUCUUCCGGGGAAGGCAAAGCUCUGGCUGACGAGUGGAACUGCCCGUUUAUGGAAACUUCUGCCAAAAAUAAAGGCUCGGUGGACGAACUGUUUGCAGAAAUUGUCCGACAAAUGAACUAUGCCUCGGCGCCAAAUGGAGACGAUCAGUGCUGCUCGUCUUGUGUCAUUCUUUAAACAGAAAAGCAUUACUUGUCCCCUUUCCUGUUUGCAAUGGUGAGUGAGCCGCACGUCAAUAAGACUCCGUAAGAUUAAACGAGAACUAACAAGUUUGCUCGAGGACAAAGACACAACAAACAUCGCUUAUUUUCUGGUGUUAACUGUCAUCAGUAUUCCUAUAAAGUGUCCCACCAUGUCUUGCACACGACAAAAGAAUAUUGAAACCAGUGUUUACACGACAGAAUACUUGAAUGUUCUGGGAUCUAGACAAACUGACGCGUUGAAGGCACUUGUGUUUUUCCUGAGUUUUUGUUUCUUCUUCAGGUGCCGGCCAGUGUGGUGUCGUCUUUUGCGACACGAACUAGCGGUAGUUAUUCGUUCGUUUUUGUUGUUUUAUAUUUUUAGGAGUUCUGUACUGUUGAGCUACGUGUCUCCCCCUGGCCUUGGCUUUUUUUGGAGUAGGAGUUCCUCAAGGGGAGGAGGAGACCCCCUGGAAUAGUGGAUCACUCUUCAGGAAUUCCGCUAGGGUUGGAGUAUUGCACAGCAUUGAUGUCAACACAAGUGGCCGAUCGACGCCCGUUUCGGAUUGCACUCAUAACUGGAACUUAAACCCCAAGACGCGGAAAACUGAGACACGGGAGGAAAACUUGCUGUACGUGAGUUUGAUUAAAGGACCCUCGUCGUGAAUCAAUGCAUCGCGUCAUUUUGCUGUUAUUGUGCCGGCGGAUGACGUCACAACUGAAAAAAAACACUUUCACGUGCCACUUUUCCCCCUUCUCCUCCUCCUCCAGCGUGCGCUAGGACUUUACUGUUGUGACGUGAGGACGUCGGAGCUUACGUCAUCGCGUCGAGUGCCUUCCUAAAAGCUGUUCAAGAGUUUAGUGCCAAGCUGCAAUGGUCUGCAAGCAGUCUCUGUUCAUGGCAAUCCACAAAGUACUUAACUGUUACACUUGCUGAUUGUUUUGGGGGUUCACAAUGUUUAAAAGGCCUAUUGUCAAUGGAAUGGCAGUUAUCACUAUUUUGAGUUUUUUUGGGCCUUUCAGUAAAACAAUUUUUGGCUCUUUUCUUGGAACUGGUCUAGGUUUGGCCAAAUAUAGUGUGAAACGCAGGUACUGACGCCCCCAGACUCAAAGCCACAAACCACUGUCUCUCUAGACCAGUUAAAUCAGAUUUUUGUUAUUUUGUUUUUAACAAUGUGAUGUACCAUUGAAAUUCUAAUCCGAUUGUACGUUUAAUUUCAGACUAGCAUUUUAACAGCUGUCUGAUUGUUUUAAAGAGACUUUUAAUACAAAUUGCAUUUUUAAAAAAUCA